Messenger RNA from Pocillopora meandrina, 1400 nucleotides. Lineage: Eukaryota; Metazoa; Cnidaria; Anthozoa; Scleractinia; Pocilloporidae. The record is from the annotation of a GenBank genome assembly.
AUGAAUGAAACGAGGUGCUUUAGUCAAGAAGCUGGAAGGGUUGGAAUCACCGUGGUAUUCUGUUUGCAACUUGUUGUUUCGUUGGUUGGAAAUAGUUUUAUUGCAAUAGUUGUCUACAAGACGAAAUCCCUGAGAAAACCCAUUAACUUUUUAAUCGUAAACGUGGCUUCGCCGCCAUUUUCCAUUUUUUGCCUCGUGCUACCUUAGUAGCUCCAGUCUACCGCUGGCCUCAUGGUCAUCUCAAUGUUGAAUGAUAAGUACUUCAUUUUGGCACAUUUGAGAAGUUAUGAUAAUUCUUCUUUCAGGGAGGAGAUCGUGUUGCCUCAAAACAUCACAUUUCAACCAAGAUCUUUUUCAGUACGUUUACUCUGAUAAAUGUUUCUAGAUGAAAUUUUUUUCUCCUGAUCCCUGUAAUGUUCUUCUAAGUUUUUCCAAAUUCCAAUUGUUAACAACGACGGUAAUAAAACUGGAUUCACUUGACAUUUAUUGAUCUCUACGUUCCGAAGCGUCAAGAAUUUUGACGUUUAAUAAUCGUCUCGAAAUAAGUUCAUCACAGAUAACUCCGCAAAGUAAAUUGACGAGCAAAACGACUUCAAAUUAUCGCCGGUUACGGCUUGUACCAAUUGGGAGAAUAUUCAAGACGCCGUUUAAUGCAAAUAGCGCCAUGAUUAUGGAAUAUCAGUUUUAACAGCUGACAGCUACUAGCCUAUUUCGGAAAAAAUUUCGUUUCCCUUAAUUUUGUGGUUUUUUUAGACAGACGCAAAUUAAACUAGUGCAUGUAAGAUAACAAGUUCUCCAAAAUUUUCCAUCGUAGAUUUUCUUAGCUUGUAAAAAGACUGGUCGUUAUGAAUGAUAAAAUGGAAUAAAAACGACACGCAGUACAAAGUCAUAUGAUGCGGAUAUUCAAAGAUCCAUGCCCCUUGCAAACCGGCUGCAAUGUAGAGACAAUUAAAUUUUGCGUGGGUAAUAUUUACACGAGAAAAACAGUGGUUUCUUUCCCUCGACCAAAGAGAACAAAAACAAAACAAAACGAAUUGGAGCUUCCGUCUUGUGUAAGUUGGUGUCUUUCUCUCGGAAGUCUCCGCUGCUAUGCCAAUUCAGAGCCUGGCCGAUAUCAUGCUGUGGUGUAUCCCUUCCAUUCUCCGUUCGUCAACUCAAAGCGGUGUUCCUUGUUCAUCCUGGGUACUUGGAUUAUCGCCAUGGCCAUCCAGUCCCCUUUCUUUAUCGCCAAUGAACUUGUUCAGUAUCCCACAGCAGUGAUAGAAUGUGAGCCUCACUGGGGAAAUGUCUUUAGAGAUACUUCUGAAUUCUUAGACUACGUCGUGGCAAAUAUAAAAGCACUUUACUAUAUGCCUAUGGUGUUGAUUGCCUUUCAAUACAUUAUCAUUAUUUGUAAAUAG